Mastomys coucha (southern multimammate mouse) is the source of this 2609-nucleotide messenger RNA. RefSeq names its product testis development related protein (gene Tdrp). Gene Ontology annotation, cellular component: cytosol; nucleus. The transcript is spliced from 4 exons. Bases 175 to 747 code for a protein of 190 amino acids. Gene Ontology annotation, biological process: spermatogenesis. The record is from RefSeq and is a predicted model, not a curated record. NCBI's taxonomy places the organism in Eukaryota, Metazoa, Chordata, Mammalia, Rodentia, Muridae.
GGCUGGGUGAGCGGAGGGCCGGGAGUUGAGGGGCGGCCGGUGUGAAAUGUCACGUGGUUUUGAUGCGCCCGGGUUCCAGGUCGCUUGUCCUCCGCACCGUCCCAGCGCCGCGGCGGGCCGGGCGUCCUCGCUCAGUCCCGGAGCGACGCUGCGCGGAGCGGUCGAGCACCCGAGAUGUGGAAGCUAAGCCGAAAUCGAGUGCUUCUGGACGAGCCCCCCGAGGAAGAGGACGUGCUGCGAGGGGCACCGCCGGCAUCGGCAGCCGCCCCGGCGCCGGUGAGGGCACGCGUGGGGGCGCAGGGAGCAAGCCUCCGAGGUUGGAAAGAAGCGACUUCUCUGUCUAAUAAAGAUGACGAAGAGCAUCUGCUUGAGACUUCCAGAUCUCCCAAGUCCAAAGGAACUAACCUAAGACUGAAAGAAGAGUUGAAGGCGGAGAAGAAAUCAGGAUUUUGGGACGCCUUGGUUUUGAAACAGAAUGUUCAGCCUAAAAAACCAGAUCAGAUCGAAGGUUGGGAGCCUCCCAGACUUACCGCUGAAGACGUGGCCGCUGACCAUACCGAGGAUGGUAUAAGUGGCUGCCCACCCUGGUCUGCCUGGGAGGACGAUACCAAGGGCUCUACCAAGUACACGAGCCUCACCAACUCAGCCAGCAGCUCCCGCUGGAGCCUCCGGUCAGCGGGGAAGCUGGUCAGCAUCAGGCGACAGAGCAAAGGCCACCUGACAGAGACCUGUGAGGAAGUAGAAUGAACUGAAGGAGCUUCAUGGGGACAUCACAUUGCUUUAUGGUUGGCCAAGCCCACUGGCCUCCUACUAGUGCACCAUUAAUUCUUGAGCCCUCUCAUAGCCCAGGGAAGGAACCCACUGGGUUGCUAGUGUUUUGUGCUCAGUGACCCACACACACCAUGGCUUCCCAGUGACAUCUGGUUGCCUCGCUGCAGAAACAUCCACCCACUGGGUGCAUGUAUGCUGAACAGAUGUAUGCAUUGUAGACACUGUCCUGUGAGCCAUCUCCUCUAAGGUUCAUGCCACCCUCAGUCACUUGAGUUUUUAGGAUGUCCCCAUCUUGUCUCUGCAUGCGACAUGAGUGCUGCGGCUAACUGAACAUGGCCUCUGUGGCGCCCCCUCCCUUUGUCAGAAUACAAGACGUGUCUUCCAAAGGUUACAGUAAUUCAGUUUAACAAUAGAUUCAUUUUCCCUUUUAAGUUAAAAACAAAGCAAAAUCUAGAUGCUGGAAGCAACUGAAGGUGGUUUGAGGUAGGGUGUCAGGACAUCUUGAGGGGCACACCUGCUGAGGAGGAGUGGCCUGCAAUGUGGGCCUGGGUGGCAACUAGUUCUUUUAUGGAAUUUUAUUUUUACUUUUGAACGUUUAAAUACAGAUCUUUAUUUUCUUCAAAUAAAUGUUGAUUUUUAAACUUAAAGAUGGAAGAAGUACUAGGAAUAAAUUUUAGUCACCCAGUAAUCUUAAUCUUUGCUCAGAAAACACUAACUUGCUCACUGUAGAGUUAUACUGUAGAUAAAACACUGAAGUGCCUCGUUUCUAUUCUUCUCAGAUGUUUAGUUUUUCAAAAUGAGAAACUUUUAUGAUUGAUGUUAAAUCUAUAAGAAGUUUAUUUCCCUAGCUCUGCCUGUCUCACUGCUGACUGUCUCACUGCUGACUGUCUCACUGCUGCCUGUCUCACUGCUGCCUGUCUCACUGCUGCCUGUCUCACUGCUGACACGGCUGUGCUCCCGUGUAUUGGCAGGGUUGCGCUCUCUGUAGAUGUUCAGGUGGUGCGAGUGUUUGUCUUGUUUUCUAGUUACAGUGCUUGGACAGGGGAGCUGUGUCUCUCUUUGUUUUGGUUAAGAAUUCAAAGCCUCCAGUCACACAGUCUCCACAGUGUAAGCACCGUGCUUUGUGUACCCGGGUGUUCCACACAACGUUCUGUGGCACAGCUGAGUGGAUCUACCUGUCCACAGCUACCCGUCUAUCCGCCACCCAGCUUGCCAGCCACCAUUACCUAUCACCUGUCCACUCACCAGUCUGUCCACCCAUAAACCAAGCUGUUAAUCUUUUAAAAAUAGAACAAUAAGUUUACUUAAUGAGCUGUGAGGGGAGGAGUCAAAUAAAAAAUUGUUAACACCUAGAAGUUGUGAAAUUAUGGAGAUUUUGAUUCAUAAUGCAAAGUAUGUCAUUUUUACUAUAACAUGUGAGUGAAAAUCUUUAAGUAUCCUCAGGUAAAUGGUUGAGUGCAUGAGCUCUGACUCUCUUGUCUUCAAAACGAGGUAACUGCAGGAUAGGACGGAAGAGCAGGCUCAUGCUGCCGCCCACAGCAGGACCCCACUGGUGUGUCUGGCUAACCACCCGUGGCAUGGGAAUGCAAACCCAGCCUUGAGAAUGUAGGCAGCGAGCUCUUGGACACACAGCCUCUGUGUUCACUGGACCUGUGCUGAGUGCUAAGUGCCUGGAGCUCACUGCGCCCGUGUGCCUGAGGUGCAGUGUUGCGUGUUGACACGGGGACCUUUACCCGGUCUCCUCCUUCGGGAGGUGAAGAUGCACUGUAAACCACAAAGAUGAAUUACAAGUGAUCUUUUUUCUUCUGUGGUAUCAAAUUAAAUUAUCUUGUGUUGGA